Messenger RNA from Penaeus vannamei (Pacific white shrimp), 2093 nucleotides. The record is from RefSeq and is a predicted model, not a curated record. Lineage: Eukaryota; Metazoa; Arthropoda; Malacostraca; Decapoda; Penaeidae.
AUGAACUCAAGGACGCACCUGGGAGCACCCAUGAUCCGAAGAUCUCUCCGCUGGGCCUGGUUUUGGGCGUGGGUGUGGGCGGGGGUGGUGUGCGGCACGGGCGGCGAGUGUCCGAAGCCGUGUCAGUGCAAAUGCGCGACGGCAAGGAGACGUGUCCUGUCCGACGCCGAGUUCAUCGACAUCCCGCGCGGCCUGGAUCCCUCGACGCAGGUGCUCGACCUCAAGAAGAACAACCUGCAGAUCCUGCCGCGAGACGCCUUCGUCGACACCGGCCUCGUCAACCUGCAGAAGGUGUGGCUCAACUUCUGCAACCUGAAGCACAUGGACAGCGGGGCCUUCAAUAAGCUGGCCAACUUGGUGGAGCUUGACCUGAGCCACAACCUCCUGCGCGCCGUUCCUUCCGAGGCCCUCAAGGAUGUGCCUGGACUAAGGGACCUGAGACUCGCCCACAAUCAUUUAGAGACUCUGUUAGACGCGGCGUUUACUCCGACGCCAGACCUCGUCCGCCUGGACCUCUCCUUCAACCUCAUCGCCAGUGCUAAUGAGCGUGCUUUCCGUGGCCUUACUCGUCUAGAAGUCCUGAAGCUGUCUGGUAAUAAAUUCACCACGUUGCACGCCAGUGUCGUCUUGCCUUUAGUUGCAAUCCACGAGCUGCACAUGGACGGCAAUCCGUGGCACUGCGAUUGCGCCCUGCGGCCUCUGCGGGAGUGGAUGGUCGAGCGGAACGUUGCCUUCUCAGAGCCGCCCUCCUGCCUGAGGCCGAAGCGCCUGCAGGAUCACCACUGGCAGACUCUCACCCUUGACGAAUUCGUGUGCGUUCCAAAGGUCACCGCUGUCGCCCCCAGGGUGCUGGCUGCCCACGGGGAGAACGUGUCCCUCGCCUGCCGCAUCGAAACGGACAUAGACGCCGUCGUGACCUGGCUGCUCGGCGACCGCCCGCUCCAGAACGGGAGUGACUCUCAGCGCUAUCGCAUGCUAGACCUCGUGUUGCCGAACCAAGCAACCCGCUUUUCGAACCUCACCAUCGCUGGCGCCGCCCCUCGGACCAAGGACAUACCGCUGCGUGCGAGAACAAAGCGGGCGUCGUCGAGGACCAACCUCACCCUGCAGGUGUCCAACGAGAUCGCUGAAGUCCGGCUGGUGACGAUGGACCGAGUCUUCAUGACCGGGGGACUCCUGAGCGUCGUCGCCGUGAUGGUGUUCAUCCUUUUCCUCCUCGUCGUCCUCCUCUUCCGCAAGCGACAGCGCGGCCGACGGAGAGGCCCAGAAACGGAGAACAAGACGGAGACGCCGCAGUCUUCUCAAGGGCACGCAAGCAACUCGAGCGAAUCCCACCCGAAACUCGCCGACUACCACAUCGUCCCCACCAACGACAUCGACGAGCCCUCGCCGCUACCCACGCACUCGGACAAGUCGUGGAUGCUGCGGGACGCGUCCGUCGACGACUUCCCCUCGACGAAGGAGCUGGAGAAGUCCAACCUCUACGCCGAGUCGGACCAGAGACGGCUGCAGAAGCCCCUGCCGGACCGAAACGGGAAGCAGACGUCGCCCAGCACGGUGUCCUACGUCGAGAUCCCCAAGUCGGAGCUGGCGGUCACGCAGGACGGCGGAGUAGAGGACCGCCUGCACUGGAAGGACCAAGGCUUCGACAGCAAAGAGGGCUUGCUGCGGAAGGGCUGCGGCCAAAUGGGGUCUCAGCUGUCCAUGGGCAGCGGCGGCCACUACCCGGACCUGCUAGACUUGCCAUACACACAGCAGCAAUUACAACACCUUCAAGGCCAGAAAGAGAGAGGAUCGCCAUUACAAUUAUUAAACUCUGCCUAUGGCACCAUUUCUAGGAACCCCCGAGGAGGAUACGGCGGGCUGCACACCUCGUCUACCGUGGAGGACCAUCCCUACGCUGAGUCCUCCUUCACGCUGCCUGCAUCAGACCGUUACAGGUCAGCGAGCGCCCUCAACCUAGCCUUGGGCGAGGCCAGCAGCCCCGACUACACCCACCGGCCGCCCGUGAGGCACCAGCUCUCCCUCCCGGAUUCCUCGCCCAUCCUCACAGCCCACGAACGCACGCUGAGAAACCUCAUGGCUGCUCACAG